AUGGCCAACAAAGACUUCACCCGUUUCACCAACCACAUCGUCCAAUACUUCUGGGACCCUCCUCCCCGCAACGACGACCCCUCCGCCAUCUGGUGUCUCGGCCGCCGCUACGACUCCCGCUACCUCGAUGCCCGCCAGGCAAAAGUCACCAGCACCGGCACCGGUACUGGCACCUCCCCCUCCGCGCACUCAGAUAUCUCCCAAGCCGACUCCGCCGUCGUAACGGAUGCGGGACAGAAGAGUUCCGAGAGCGCGGAGAACGGGAAGGAUGAUCUCUCCACCAUCAAUAACCUCACCCACUCUGAGGAAGAAGAAGCACUAGGCUGGCCGACGGACUUCCUAGAUGAUAUGGAGGCGAGGAUCUGGCUUUCCUACCGCAGCAACUUCCCGCCCAUCUCCAAAUCCUCAGACCCUGCCGCUACGUCCGCCAUGUCCUUUUCCACCAAACUCCGCAAUCUGGGGAACCAGGGGGGUUUCACAAGCGAUACGGGAUGGGGGUGUAUGAUUCGCAGUGGGCAGUCUCUUCUCGCUAAUAGUCUGGCCAUGCUGAAGUUGGGUCGAGAGUGGAGGCUGACGAGUGGAGGGAUGGAGCAGGUGCAUAAAGACCUCUUGGCUUUGUUUGCCGAUACGCCCGAGGCGCCGUUCAGUCUGCAUAAAUUCGUCGAGCAUGGCGCGCAGGCUUGUGGGAAGCAUCCGGGGGAAUGGUUUGGGCCGAGUGCUACGGCGAGGAGUUUACAAGCCCUGACAGACAAGUUCCCCUCCGCUGGGCUUAGAGUCUACUCCCGUCCAGACGACAGCGACGUCUACGCCGAACAACUCUUUGCCACCGCCGGGCAGAAAGACGCAGAUGGCAGCUUCCAACCUACCCUCAUUGUCUUGGGAGUGAGAUUAGGCAUCGAUCGCAUCACCCCCGUCUACCACGCCGCGCUGAAAUCCGCCCUGGAAAUGCCGCAAUCGGUCGGGAUCGCGGGGGGGAGGCCCAGUAGCAGCCAUUACUUCAUCGGGCAUCAAAACGACCAGUUCUUCUAUCUCGACCCUCACACCACGCGUCCCGCACUCCCUCCCAAUCCCUCAGCGGCCGAUAUAGAGACCUGUCAUACCCGCCGCUUACGCAGACUGGGCACCGCGGAAAUGGACCCUUCCAUGCUUCUUGGCUUCCUGAUCCGAUCGAAGGAGGAUUUUGAGAAGUGGAGGAAGGAGGUAGAAGAGGCGGAGGGGAAGGCUAUCAUACAUGUUCAUGAUCGCGAGCCGGUUUACAAACGCAGUUUCGAGCGGCCGGGGGCGGUGGACGAGGUGGAGGCGUGGGAUGAUGAGGUUACGGGGGAGGAGGAUGAUGAUGAUGAGGAAGGGGAGGAGGGGGUGCGGGCAUGA
This is a messenger RNA of Recurvomyces mirabilis, 1371 nucleotides long. It is a transcript of the gene ATG4, whose product is annotated as Cysteine protease atg4. The transcript is spliced from 2 exons. Gene Ontology annotation, molecular function: protein-phosphatidylethanolamide deconjugating activity. Bases 1 to 1371 code for a protein of 456 amino acids. The record is from RefSeq and is a predicted model, not a curated record. NCBI's taxonomy places the organism in Eukaryota, Fungi, Ascomycota, Dothideomycetes, Mycosphaerellales, Teratosphaeriaceae.